Molecule: messenger RNA, 1789 nt
Organism: Lytechinus variegatus (green sea urchin)
Lineage: Eukaryota; Metazoa; Echinodermata; Echinoidea; Temnopleuroida; Toxopneustidae
Product: retinoic acid receptor RXR-like
Exons: 5
Coding region: 132-1469 (445 amino acids)
Biological process (GO): regulation of DNA-templated transcription
Molecular function (GO): zinc ion binding; sequence-specific DNA binding; DNA-binding transcription factor activity
Source: RefSeq, a predicted model, not a curated record
GGUCGAUAACUUCAGGCGCAGGACUGUCGCGGUGAAAAAGCAAGACAGUGAUCGACGGAGGCCUAACGUUUACUCUUUCCCCCAGGCCAAAGAACUGUGAAUAAAUAAAGGCAGGAGCUAGAGGAAGGAAGAUGGAAUGCUAUGAAAGUGACCAAGUAUCGAUGUCGACCAGCCCUUCGACUAUCGCUUCGUCCAGUCCAUCGAUAUAUUAUGCCUCUGAUCAGAGCCCCUCUCAGUCCCAGUGCUCGCCGGGCAGCUCCAUCGGAUCAUUCAGCAUUCCCGACGCCGGUGGAACAGGCGACCGAGAACGUCCGUGCCUGGUGUGCGGUGACCGCGGCACCGGGUGUCACUAUUCAGUAUUUUCUUGCGAAGGUUGCAAAGGGUUUUUCAAGCGAACGGUCCAGAAACAGCUCUUGUAUUCAUGCAGGGGACCCAGUAACAUGGAAGGCGCCUGUGAAAUCAACAAAGCAAGUCGGAAUAGCUGUCAGUUUUGUCGAUUUCAGAAGUGUUUGACAGCUGGUAUGAAAACAGAUGCUGUUAGAGAAGACCGACUACCAGGAGGCAAGCCAAAGAACAAGAAACUCCGCAGUGAUUCCACGACUUCCAAUCACAGCAGAACAGUUCCUUCUCCAGCUGGGUCAGAGUUCAUUCAAUCACCGACGAACGAAAACACCCAGACCGUCUAUGAUGGCAUGAUUGGUAGCGACAACGAACCUUGGAGGCUGAUCUUAAAGGCAUUAUGUGAUGCCAGUCCCCAUCUGGUCCCAGAUGCUUCCACUGGGCCCCCUCCGGGCAUGAUGCCCCCGAUGGACGGGAUGCCAAACUUCAUGCCCCCCUCCCCCAACGAGUUCUCACCCCCGCCGUACUCUGUCCGCGGCUUCACAAUCCAAGACCUGAUGCAAGGAGGGUUCCAAGAGCUGUAUAUGAUGGUCAAAUGGGCCAAGUCUAUACCUAUGUUCAAACAGCUAUGCCUAGAAGACCAGAUGUCACUCCUGAAAGCCUCGUUCAUGGAUCUUAAUGUCCUUCGAUUAGCUUACAGAUCAUUAGACUGUUUACCUAUGCUUCAAUUCACAACGAAAUGUAAGCUGACAAUAUCAGAAUGUAAGGAGAUUGGCUGGGGAGACCUCACAGAAGCUACCGUAGAGUUUUGCGCCACACUCAGGGAUUUAAGCCUUGAUAUCACUGAAUUUUGUAUCCUGAAUGGCCUUGUGGUCUGUUUUCCAGAUGCUCCUGGUCUCGUCGAUGUCGACAGCGUUACAGCGCUCCAGAAGACCUAUCUGGACUGUCUGCAGAAGUACAUUGCCACUACCUUCCCGAACCAGCCGAAGCGAUACGGUAAGAUCCUGAUGAGACUGCCGACCCUGCGGAAGGUCAGCGCGAAGGCAAUGGAACAAUUCAUGGGUCUAAAGCUGGCCGGGAAGAUCCAGGUCCCGGGUCUGGUAGAAGAGAUGAUGAACUGUACCAUAUGAUUGGUCUACUUCUACAUAGUCUAAUCCUUGUUUCUUCUCCAACCAGUUUCUUUAUUGGUGUAGUCCUAGUUUGUGUGGACAUGCUUCAUCUAUAUCCCGUUCGGUCUAAUUUAGGCUGAAAAAUCUGCUGUGUCGGAGGAUUUUUCUUUUAACAUUUUCUGAUUUUUCUUUAAAUAGUCCUCUUCCUAUAGAUACAGAUAGAAGACUCCCAUAGGACUUGUAAUGGUGAUGGUUUGCUUGAUGCUUAAAGAGAAAUUCCAGUAGUUGCAGUAAAUGCUGAUUUCAUGAGAAAGUCUGUAAAACCAGGCUUAAUUGUCAGA